Molecule: messenger RNA, 4033 nt
Organism: Candoia aspera
Lineage: Eukaryota; Metazoa; Chordata; Lepidosauria; Squamata; Candoiidae
Gene: DIAPH3
Product: diaphanous related formin 3
Exons: 22
Coding region: 59-2902 (947 amino acids)
Biological process (GO): actin filament polymerization; actin cytoskeleton organization
Cellular component (GO): actin filament
Molecular function (GO): actin binding; small GTPase binding
Source: RefSeq, a predicted model, not a curated record
ACAGGACAGAAUUCUAAAGAAGAUACAGCAUAAGAUAAUUCAGUGCUUGAAAGCUUUUAUGAAUAACAAGUAUGGUUUGGAAAGAAUAAUGGGUGAAGAAAGAAGUUUUUCAUUAUUGGCCAAAACAAUUGAUCCCAAACAAAUCAACAUGAUGACUGAUGCAGUUAAACUUCUGUCUGCAAUAUGUAUUAUUGGAGAGGAAAACAUCCUUGAAAAAAUUUUGAAAGCCUUGACUACAGCAGCAGAAGAGAGAGGUAUUGACCGAUUUUGCCCCAUUCUGAAGGGUCUCAAGGAAAGUUCAGUCCAUCUGCAAAUAGCUUGUAUGCAGUUCAUCAAUGCCCUAGUUACAACUCCGGAUGAUCUGGACUUCAGACUCCACAUUCGAAAUGAGUUUAUGCGUUGUGGAUUGAAAGAGCAACUGCCACUCCUGAGAUGCAUGAGGAAUGAUGCUUUGGAUAUCCAGCUCAAAGUGUUCAGUGAACACAAAGAAGAAGAUAUGAUUGAAUUUUCUCACCGUUUAGAUGAUAUCAGAUCAGAAUUCGAUGAUGCAAAUGAUGUUUAUAAUUCAGUGUGGAAUACCGUUAAGGAUACAAGUGCAGAAAGUCACUUCCUUUCUAUACUGCAACAUCUCUUGCUGAUACGAAAUGAUCAGUUUAUACGACCUCUGUAUUUCAAGUUAAUCGAAGAGUGUGUUUCACAGGUAGUCUUACACAGAAGUGGUCUGGACCCAGAUUUUAGUUACCGAAAAAGGCUGGACGUAAAUUUCAGUCACAUAUUGGAUAUCUGUAUUGAACAGAAGAAAAUGGAAGAACUUGAAGGAAAAGCUUCAGAAUUCUUGAAAAAGUUUGAAAAAGAGUUUGUAGCUCAUCAAGAGACAAAGGCACAGCUUCAGAAGACUGAAGAAAAGAUUAGUCUCCUUGAAGCAGAAAGAAAAGCGUAUAAAAAUGAGAAUGGCUCAACUGAUGCUUGCCCGCUGACCUCUCUUGAAGGACCCACACAUCUGGUUCCAUCAGCUGAUGCACCAUCAGAUUUAUUACCAGCUUUAGGAUCUUCCACUGGAACCAUUCCACCUCCACCUCCUCUGCCCCCAUUACCAUCUUCCUUCGCUGGUGGUUCAAAAAACCAUCCUUCUUUUGGUAUUCCCCCGCCACCACCACCACCUCUGCUACAUGGAUUGCCUGGAAGUCAGUGCUCUCCUCCUCCUCACGUGCUGCCUUUUGGAUUGAAGCCAAAAAAAGAGUUUAAGCCUGAAGUGACCAUGAAAAGACUCAACUGGUCCAAGAUUAGACCGCAUGAAAUGACUGAGAACUGUUUCUGGAUAAUGGCAAAUGAUGGAAAGUAUGAAAGUACUGAUCUGCUAUGCAAGCUGGAACUUACCUUUUGUUGUCAGAAGAAUGUAAAGAGAGAUGAAGGUUUUGAAGAGAAGAAACCUAUUAAAAAACGAAUCAAAGAACUCAAAAUCCUGGAUCCAAAGAUUGCGCAAAACCUUUCUAUUUUCUUAGGUUCUUUUCGAGUACCUUAUGAAGAAAUAAAAAUAAUGAUUCUGGAAAUAGAUGAAACGCAGCUAUCAGAAUCCAUGAUCCAGAAUUUAAUAAAGCAUCUUCCUGAAGAAAAACAACUCAAUGAAUUAUCCAAGUUGAAGGAUGAAUAUCAGACUUUGUCUGAACCAGAGCAGUUUGCUGUUGUGAUGAGCGAUGUGAAGAGAUUGAAACCACGGCUGAGUGCUAUACUUUUUAAGCUUCAGUUUGAGGAGCAAGUGAAUAACAUCAAGCCUGAUAUCAUGUCUGUCAGCACAGCCUGUGGAGAGAUAAAGAAGAGCAGAAGUUUUAGUCAGCUUCUAGAACUAGUCCUGCUGAUGGGAAACUAUAUGAAUGCUGGAUCGCGAAAUGCACAGACGUUUGGAUUUAACCUCUGCUCCUUAUGUAAAUUAAAGGAUACCAAAUCAGUUGAUCAGACGAUAACACUGCUUCAUUUCCUGGUUGAAAUCUGUGAAGAAAAGUAUCCUAAUGUUUUGAGCUUUCUUGAAGACUUGCAGCACUUAGACAAAGCAAGUAGAGUUUCAGUAGAGAGCUUGGAAAAGAGCCUAAAACAGAUGGAAGGACAGCUCAAACAACUUGAGAAGGAUCUGGAGACUUUUCUUCUUUCUGAAGACCUUCAUGACAAAUUUGUGACAAAAAUGUCCAGCUUUCUCAUUCAAGCAAAAGAACAGUUCCAGCAACUUUCUAGGAUACAUAAUAGCAUGGAAAAAGGGUAUCGGGACAUCAUGGAAUAUUACGCCAUUGAUUUAAAGAAGGUUUCAGUGGAAGAAUUUCUGACUGACUUGAACAACUUCAGAACAAUGUUCAUGCAAGCAGCAAAGGAUAACAUGAGAAGGAAAGAAGCAGAAGAAAAGCAGAGGCGUGCUAGAAUAGCUAAAGAAAAAGCAGAAAAAGAAAAACUAGAAAAACAACAAAAGAAAAAGCACCUGCUAGAAAUGAAAACAGAGAGCGAUGAGACAGGCGUGAUGGAUAGUUUGCUAGAGGCUCUGCAGUCGGGGGCUGCUUUCCGUGAUCGAAGAAAGCGGACACCCAGGUCUAAAGAUGUACCACAGAAUUUCAGCUCUACCUCUGCAGCACCUGUUUUGAAACCUUGUAACCACGAAAACCAGAAAGCACCAACAGGAGAAAAAUUACAUCCCCACCACAAUAUGAAUGUAACCUUAAUAAGGAACCCAAUGAGCAAGGACAUUCAUCAUGAAAUAGAAGUUAAUUCAUCAGUAGAAAAGAGAAACCCUGUUGGAAAAAAGAAAGCCAUCAGUGGAAGAACCAACAGAAGGGACGAAAUAGAACUUGGUGGUUCUGUUUCUGAAGGAGAAGUGAUUCCUGAAGUGGAGGCUUUGCUUGCAAGAUUACGAGCACUGUAAAAUUUUUAACCAAUUGAAUAAAAAUGUGGAGUCCUUUAGAUGUUCAAGAAAACAUUUGGUUACAUUAUUCAUAAGACUGUACCAGUUCAGAAUGAUUCUUCACAUCGUAAAUACCUGCAAGUAGCAUAUUAGCAUAUUUCUAACAUUCAGGGAGAAGUAUUCCUUAUUAAUUUAAAACUCCCAGUUUCCACUGUUUUUCUAACGUGACACUAUUUUGGUAAAAUAUAUUUUUAAAAACUUUUUAAUUGCUAUCACAAAUAAUAUUUUCAUGACAUUUACAUAUUUUAAAGUAUAUAUACACUUUGCAUGCUGCACAUUUGUCAUUACAUUUUGAAAUGCACAUUCAUAAAUGCAUUGGGUCUGAAUUAAAAUUGUUGUAUUACUAUAAUAUAUGGAUUUCAUAUUUUGCAACUGGUUGGGAGACAAUUAUAACAGUGAAACUGAUUUUUUUUUUCCCAUAGCUCACCUUUUAUUAACUGACAUGCUUUUUCACAUACAACAUUUUAAGCUAUUGGUUGAAUGUUAAAAAUGCAAAUCAAGCUAUAUAUGUUUACAAUUUUGUUACAGUACUAGCUCUUUGAAAUUUUAAUAUAAAAAUGUGCAAUAUGAUAUCAUAUAUCUUAUAAGGUUUUAUAAAUAUUUUGGGUGUUUGCUGGAUGGCUGCAUUCACUAUAGGCAAUAUGCACAUUUGUGUAAAAUGUAUUGUUAUUUCUAUAAUAAAUCUGAAAUUUAUAUUCAAAAUAUAGCUGCUAUUCAAAUUGAAUCAUAAAAUGUUCUUGCUCACAGCACAAAUAUAAGUACCAAAGCAAUUUUGUUGGUUAUUUUCAUAUAACCAACCUUCAUUUUCUGGUUUGUAUACAGGGGGACACGCAUACCUUUGGUUUGUGAAAAGUUCUGUUGGAUUUGAAAACGGAUUUUACAUUGUGAAUUAUUAUUGGCAUACUUAGUAAUUCAUUUGUCAAUUGCUCAACUCUAUAGAGAUGGCUAAUCAUUGCUGUAAAAGUGCAUUACUUUGCAGGUUAUUUGGUGAUGCUGAAUAGUAAUUUUCUUGAAAGUAUUGUACUGAAGCCAUUAUUAAGCUUUUUCUUUGCCCUAUUUAUUUCUAAACAAAUAAAAGAAUGCUGAAACAUA